AUGUAUUUGCUUCGCUCCGACGUCUUACCGGUCGUGCUCCUUACAAAGGUGCUCGUUGCGUCGGCGGUAGCACCACUUAUUCCUGGCGCCGCAAGCAACGAUGAAUUGCUCGACGCCUUUGGAAGUGUAGGCAGCUUCAGCAAUCUGCUGCAUCACGGUCUGCCGGGUCAAGUAGGGAUUGCAGAGGCCCAUCAAGCUUCUGCCGCUUCCCAGGGCAGCUUGACCGACCUGCUGCACCACGGCCUGCCGGGGCAGCCAGGAGUCGCACAAGCUGUUCACGCCUCUGCCGCUUCUCAAAGCAGCUUCAACGAUCUGCUUCAUCAUGGUUUGCCGGGGCAACCAGGGAUUGCAGAGGGUCUAGACUUCGGUCACGGUCUAGGCUCGCAACAGCAAGGACCGGAUCGAGCCCUUCUCCAUGAUUCUUAUUCGCCGUCACUUCACCGUGCUCCGGACCACAUGUAUUUUCCCGCAAAGACCAUAUGGUCGACCGAGCCGUGGCACGAUCAAGCAGCUUCAUCAGCCCUGUGGUCCGGCCUUGAACCUGCGGUCGACGAUCGCAAUCCGGCCGACCUAUCGGCGGUCGUCUUUGGUGCCCGUUCUCACCCGGCUCCGCAUGAACAGCAGGUGCUUCCGCCUGCCAGAGGCAUAAGGCAGGCUACUCCAUCCGUGCGAGCAUCAGCUUCUACAUCCGAUUCUGCGCCGCAGAACCUUUGGCCCUUUCCAUCCUCCAAGCUAGACAGGCAUGCCUUCAUCUCGAGCCUCCAGGACGCCGAUCCGAUGGAGAUGGUCAGGAGGCCAGUGCUGAUCGUAACCCAAGAGGAAGACCUCGAGGAAGAAAUACGCAACGAGGUGCAUCCUAGCCUCGAGCUCAAGUCGGUCUGGAAUGCAGAGAGACCCAAGCUGCUUCCGCGUCACGACUCGCACGAUGCUUUUGUGGACGCCUUCUCGUACCUGCGUGUGGAACACCUCGGCAUCGAGUUGAACUUUGGAGGCCGAAAGUUUUGGCUCAUGAAAGUGCAUCGGGUUCCGGCGAGUCUAAACGCUCCGACACUCACCGGGCUGUACGUAUGGGAGCUCAAGACGUUCGAGGGGCAAGCUGUGCUCGUGUGUCGCGGAAUGUACAGUGCAGGCAAGCGCUUCUGGGGCCACCUCAAGCAAUCUGCCGAAGUCGGAGCCAAGCAGAGCUUCAUGUUUCGCGCCAAGCAAGACCCGGUAUCGGGCGCCGACAUCUUUUCCGCAUGGAAGGCCAAUCCUAGCAACUUUGUGGCGCCCACCGACUCUCAACCAUGGCGUGCCUCGAUUGCCAACUCGGGACUCCGACCCGACCACUCCUCCCAGUUCGUGUAUCGCCCCGAUCCGUGGUUCCACCAAGCAUUCGCUGACUGGAUUGAUAAGAACGGACCCGCUACGUCGCGGUACCAUUUGGGACGGUCACUGGCGCUCGGUCCAGAGUAUUUGGGGCUCUUUUCGCUCAAGAUGCGCGAGUCGUUCCGUCGCCGUGUCGUCAUGACUGCAAUCACACUGGAAGGCGAAAUGUUCCUCGCCACCCAUCAUCCACCGGAUGCGGCAUUCCCAACGUUCGAUAAGGCUUUUGUUGCGCUUUGGUCGCGCCAGCAUGAGCUGGGAGCCAAUUCCUUGGUCGCAAAGGGGCUCUACCACAUGCACAGACCUUACUUUGAUGCAGCGGUCCGCAAGGCGGACGGAGCGUCGCGCGUUCUCCCCGGCCCUCGUCCUCCACCUCCUGCGUAG
Moesziomyces antarcticus is the source of this 1749-nucleotide messenger RNA. RefSeq lists its product as uncharacterized. The record is from RefSeq and is a predicted model, not a curated record. NCBI's taxonomy places the organism in Eukaryota, Fungi, Basidiomycota, Ustilaginomycetes, Ustilaginales, Ustilaginaceae. The transcript has a single exon. Bases 1 to 1749 code for a protein of 582 amino acids.